UAAUAUAUAUGAACAGUUUCCCCUCUGACACAGUUGAACAUUUGGUCAGAUCUACUCCAGCAGAUGGCGCCAAUUGUCGAAGCAAGGAUGUGUACACAGACAUAAAUGAGUAGUGUAUUCCUCACACUCGCCAGCAGCACAAAAAAUGAGUGUCGGAGAGUAGCGGGGGAGGAGAUAUGUGGACAUGUCUCGGGGAAGGUCGGGGAACUCCUCACUCUCACCUUGACGACCGGACAGUGUGGAUGGUAAGAGUCGCAUCCCGGCCUCUCUCAUCUUUGGAGUCCACUUCGCCAGUUUAUAGAUGCAAAUAUAGUCCAGUUAAAAUUGGAGCAGUGCCGUCAAUCUCGAGGCGCAGUUAUGGAGCCUCGUAGCAAGAAAACGACCAGCAGGAUUGCCGGCGAUCCAAUGGCCGUGACUUGGAUGGAGAAAUACAGCGAAACCUUAGAGAACUACUGGAACAUGUUACCAGGCUUCGUUGGAACCUUCAUCGCCAGCGUGGCCGUGUUCAUCCUUGGGUCAACUAUCAGAGGCGAGUGGCUACACAUCCUCGUUCACUUCCUGAAAGCUUUCCACUAUGGGGAGGAGGACUCUGGUGCUGCCACCAACACUACUGACUCCUCCUCGGGGCUGGUGAUCAACCUUGCUGACUACCGGCUCCAGGGACUAGGUUACUACUGGAUUGCUGCCACCACCGUCUCUUACACCUUCUACCUCGGCAUUGGCGGCUUCCUCCAUUGGUAUUAUUACGUUCGGCAGCGCGAUCGCCCCGAAGAAUGGAAGUGUCAGCCUAACAAGUUCAUGUCGCCGGAGCUGGAGCGUCACGAGAUCCUGCUAGGGUCCUUUUCUCUCCUGCUUGGCUCCACCGUAUCCUCCAUCAUCUCCUGCUACAUCAUGAACGGCGGCAGCUCCACUAUAUACUACAACAUCACCCAGUACGGUUGGCUGUGGUACUUCGCCUCCUGGCCCGUUGUCUUCAUCUGGCAGGACUACAUGACGUACUGGCACCAUCGUAUCUACCACAUGCCCUUCCUCUACAAGCACUUCCACAAGCUCCAUCACAAGUACAAGCAGCCCACAGCCUUCAGCGUCACCGCCAUCCACCCCUUUGAGUUCCUCCACAUGCAGGCUGUCCUCGUGAGCCCCAUGUUUCUCUUCCCAGUCCACUGGACUGUGUUUGUAACGCUGCUUAUGUACCUCUACUACCAUGGGAUCAUCGACCACUCGGGUAUUAACUUCAAGGCACAUUGGUGGCAACCGUGGCAACCUGACUGCAUCUUCCACGACAACCAUCACCAGUACUUCCACGUCAACUUCGGCUUCAACUGCGAGCUCUGGGAUAAGAUCCACGGCACAUACCGCCAGAAGGAUAAGGUGUACCGCGAGGACAUCUACUAUGGCAAGGGCAAGGAACUGAUCCAAUGUACAAGAAAGGAGCUGACGGAGGAACUGGAGGAGAGAGAGAGUGAGAACCAUCUGGCUUACCGUGGGCCACAGCGGGAUGACCAGGUGAAGGAGAUCAAGAGCAAACUUAGUUAAGUUGACCUGGGCCAGACCUAACGUGAAUGGAGGUGUAGGUUAUACUCACCAACCAUUUGAAAUAGACCAUCUUAUUACCUCACAGACCACUUGGAUUGGGUAUUAUUCAAGUAAUGCUAAUCCACCUCACAUAUUAUUUGAACUGGUCAGUGUCUGACAAGUGCUGACUCAGCUAACUAGUAUUUUAUUGUACAGUAGUACCUUCAGUAUUGAAUCUUUGAUCAUUUACCUUGACUGGAUUGCUUAUUCAUUUCCAUGAUUUUAUGUGAUUAAUAUCUACAGUUACACAUGACGCAUAUAGUAUAGUUUCAAGAUGCCUCAACUAUUCGUUUAGUUUACAAAUUCAAGUAUUAAAUGGAAUGAGAAAUGCAUUGUGUAUGAUCAUUCUAGUAGAUUUAAUGAGGCACAGUCGAUUAUAAUUUCUGAACUCUUUUGGUUUGGUGUUGGGCUUAAGGUCUAUUAAUCGCAAGAGUUAUUACCACCACAUGGCCUAUCAACUGCGGAUGUGUUGUGAAGGCGAUCACAAGGUCUGUCAACCUCUGGAGGGUUAUUAACUCUACAUUAGUACUAUGGGUUGUUUGAACAUACAAAACAAAUUUUGAUGCUCAAAUUUCACAGUUGGCAACAAUGAUAUUCCUGAUCUUUCUCAAUCCUUCCUGAAUCAUUGACUCGAGUAAACACUUCAGUUACAGCAAUCCUAACCUAGCUUGUUAGGUUAGAUUUUUUUCCAGAAUAUUUUCUUCCUCUUGGGGUGUAGUCAACAUUGUGCCUACAAUGUUCCAUUGUAGGAACAUUGAAGGCUGACUCAGUUAUAUUAUCUAGUUUGUUAAUGGUGCAUUUUCCAAAGAACUAUUCAUGUUCGUUUUCAUCUUAAUAAAUAGAUGAAAAACAGCUUUGAAUGCUUUACUGUACCAAUGUGUAAUGCACGAGACAAAAUAUACAAUUACAGUACUGAUACAACACAAGAUUCUUUUAUAUUAUUCUUAAAUUUGUUGUAUUGGGUGAGCAAACGCCCCGGCUACUUACGAAAGCUAAGGCCACAAACACCUUACAGAUCAACAAGCAAUUAUACAUUAGUUAUGUAUUCUAAGAAUGUUGUAUAUCAAAGCUGAAGUGACAAAGGGAGAACUGAGAACAAAUAAUAUUUUUAUACAUGAUUUAAAAAUUAUGUAUAUUGUAAAUAAAAAUAAAUACAAUUUGUA
This is a messenger RNA of Procambarus clarkii (red swamp crayfish), 2738 nucleotides long. RefSeq lists its product as uncharacterized. Lineage: Eukaryota; Metazoa; Arthropoda; Malacostraca; Decapoda; Cambaridae. Gene Ontology annotation, molecular function: iron ion binding; C-5 sterol desaturase activity. Gene Ontology annotation, cellular component: membrane. The record is from RefSeq and is a predicted model, not a curated record.